Haliotis rufescens (red abalone) is the source of this 2005-nucleotide messenger RNA. RefSeq lists its product as uncharacterized. The transcript has 7 exons. NCBI's taxonomy places the organism in Eukaryota, Metazoa, Mollusca, Gastropoda, Lepetellida, Haliotidae. The coding region runs from base 258 to 1889 and encodes 543 amino acids. The record is from RefSeq and is a predicted model, not a curated record.
GCCUUGUCAAGCCGACCCAGAUAAAAGGCCGACCAAUUGAUGUUAUUGAGUGUCUGUUUGUGGGGGUUAGGUGAGGCUGGGAUCCUAUACCCAGAUAGCUGUCAAAUGUUCGGUCCCUGACGUUCGUUCCCUGACGUUCGUUCCCGCACGUUCGUCUAUUUCCGUGAGGGUUCAUUCGCACCAGCUGACAUCUCCCAGGAAGGUUGUCGUGACACACACAUAAAAGAUCUGCUGAGUUGCAAGUCUAGCCUUGCAACAUGGGAGUUGGAGGGUUAUGGACCUACUGCAAAGACAACCGUCCUUCGUGUGGACAGAGAGUGGACUUCGUACAAGUUGCGAAGCAACGAGACGGGAUUGUUCUUCUGGUAGAUUACUACUCCUUUGAGUUCCUCAUCAUUGAGAAAUUUUGGUCGACCUUGAGCAGGGCAACCGGCAACCCAUACCUCAAGCAUUCGGGGGGAGAAUACCAUACACUUAAUGACUACAUAACAAAGUUGAUCCAGGAUCUGAAGAGUCUUGGCAUCGAACUUGAAUUUGUUCUGGACGGUGCCCAAGGAACCUCACCGGAAGUACUGGAUAUGAGAACUCCAGUUUGGAAAAAACGGUAUUCUCAGUAUGUGAAGAAUCAAAGCCAAAUCAUCAGUAUGUUCAGUGGAGAGAAAGAGGCACGUGACUUGCGAUCUUCACUGCAACCAUUGCUGCUAACCACGCAGCUCCUCAUGACGGUGAAGGCUUGUGGGUGUCCAGUUCAUUGCGUCACAGAAGAAGCUGACUGCUGUAUUGCACUGAAGCUGCAGACAGACCUUAAAGCAUUUGCUGUUUUGAGUAACGACACUGACUUUUGUGUGUUCGAAGGAGGAGCGAUGAUACAUAGCGAGAUGUUUGAUAUGUACAAGAACAUCAAACCGAAGACAGGGACAUUGUUGCCGAUGAAACCAAACAAACUGAUUUGUCAUGUUGUUUCGGCAGAAAAAGUUCGAAGAAGCCUGGGGUGUCCAAGUUUGCAAGCAGCUGUAGAGAGGUCCAGGGCAUUCUACACAUUGGCAGCUGUGGAGUUAGACGAACCAAGCAACCCCAUUGCAGCGUUACUGGGCAGGGGCAUGACACUUGGAACUUUCCAUUCCUCGCUGCUGGCCAUGCACAACGGCGUUUACUGGGAGACGGUGCACAUAGAGCAGCCGUCCCUGUGUGGCAAGACGGCCGAGACUGCCCUCGCUGAGCUCCGGAAGAGGAUAUACAGGAUGGUGCUUCCUGAAGACGUCAACACCGUGACCGAGUUUGGCAUCAGCCCUACAAACCAGCAUUUCACAGGCAUACAGGUAGACGUUGACCAGUACAGAUCAGUUCCAUCCAUGCUGAAUAUUUGCCCAGGGGAGGUGCAGGAGAAUCUUCAACACUUUGAGCGAAUUAUUACCCAUCAAGAAGUUGCAUCCACCAAGUCCUGGUUUGAGGACUAUGGCAGGAGAACAGGCUUCCUGUGCCACAUCCUGCGCUACUUCCUGCUGCUCAACUGGAAGCAAAAUUUGUUCAUCACACAAGAUGAGUUCUGUGCACUGUUCGCUGUGGUGUUUGGAUCAAGAAACGAGAGAUGGCACCAGGGACUUCGUAUAAAGCCUUCCCCGCGAAGUGCUACCAUAAGCGCCUGGUUCCAGAAUGUGUACCUCCACGCUCACAGACUUCUCGGGGGGGUCUUGUAUCUGUCUGACGAGUUCCCCACACCGGCCGACAUCUUCUCAGGAGCUGUAUGGAAUUCCUAUUACGCUUACCGCAAGUCCGAAGACAUGCCCACACCAGCCUUCAGCCGUUGUAAGAACGAAAUCGACCAGACAGUGUCUUCAAUGGAGAACAGGGACAUGAUGAAGGAAAUAGUCAAUGGGGUGUUCGGGUAGACGGGGGAGGGUAGAGACACAAAAUUUAUUUUCCCCUUUUUCUUUCACCAGGGAAUGUAUAAGUCAGAGCUCCAGAUAAGCUUUUGGUGUUGUGGGUAUUUUACCAAUGCAUUUUA